CAGAGCCCGGCACAGCCUUCCUGUGUGGUUUCAUCUGCCCAGAGCGGGCCAUGGACCUGGGGAAGCCAAUGAGAAGCGUGUUGGCGGUGGCCCUCCUCGUCAUUUUCCAGGUGUGCUUGUGCCAAGAUGAGGUCACAGACGAUUACAUCGGCGACAACACCACCGUGGACUACACGGGGUAUGAAUCUUUGUGCCUCAAGAAAGACGUGCGGAACUUUAAGGCCUGGUUCCUCCCUGUCAUGUACUCGGUCAUUUGUUUCGUGGGCCUCCUGGGUAACGGGCUGGUGGUCUUGACCUACAUCUAUUUCAAGAGGCUCAAGACCAUGACGGAUACCUACCUGCUCAACCUGGCCGUGGCAGACAUCUUGUUCCUGGCGAUCCUUCCCUUUUGGGCCUACAGCGCGGCCCGGUCCUGGGUGUUCGGAGUUUACCUGUGCAAAGCGAUCUUUGGCAUCUACAAGAUAAGUUUUUUCAGCGGCAUGCUGCUGCUCCUCUGCAUCAGCAUCGACCGCUACGUGGCCAUCGUCCAAGCCGUGUCCGCUCACCGCCACCGCGCCCGCGUGCUGCUCGUCAGCAAGCUGUCCUGCGUGGGGAUCUGGACGCUGGCCACGUUCCUUUCUGUCCCCGAGCUGCUUUACAGCAACCUCCAGAGGAGCAGCAGCGAGAAAGCCUGGAGGUGUUCGCUCAUCACUGACCACGUGGAGGCCCUGAUCACCAUCCAGGUGGCCCAGAUGGUCAUCGGAUUUCUGGUGCCCCUGCUGGCCAUGAGUUUCUCCUACCUGGUCAUCAUCCGCACCCUGCUCCAGGCGCGCAACUUCGAGCGGAACAAGGCCAUCAAGGUGAUCAUCGCCGUGGUGGUGGUCUUCAUCGUCUUCCAGCUGCCCUACAAUGGCGUGGUCCUGGCCCAGACGGUGGCGAACUUCAACGUCACCAGCAGCAGCUGUGAGCUCAGCAAACGGCUCAACAUUGCCUACGAUGUCACCUACAGCCUGGCCUGCGUCCGCUGCUGCAUCAACCCUUUCUUGUAUGCCUUCAUCGGGGUCAAGUUCCGAAACGACCUCUUCAAGCUCUUCAAGGACCUGGGCUGCCUCAGCCAAGAGCAGCUGCGGCACUGGUCUUCCUGCCGGCAUACGCGGCACGCCUCCAUGAGCACGGAGGCCGAGACCACCACCACCUUUUCCCCAUAGGGGCCUCUUCUACCUGGACUGAAGGGAUCUCGCCCAGAGGCCCCUGGGUGGGCACUGAGAGCAGAUACAAGGACUCAGGAAGCACCCGAAGGCUGCUGAGGGAAGAGCUUGAGCCCGGGCUCUGGGAGUCACCCUAACCCCAACCCAUGCUACCUCAACCAAGGCUGAAGAGACAUUGCCCAAACCAGGACUAUUGUCCCCAAACUGACAGCCAGAAGUGAACGCUGAGAAACCACCCGCGCCCCCUAGGGUGAGGGGAAUGGGGCCAGUGAGUGCUGCUGUUGGCUACUGAGGUCUCCAAAUGAACCUUCUGAACUGCAAAGAUGUCCCAGAGACCCAAGGGCCCUAGAGGCCGUGUCUUCCAGAAACCCAGGCUUUGUUUUGAUCACCAAGAUGAUGGAGUUACUCCCCGGCUUGCGGAGGAAAAGGGGCCAUCAACUGGUCUAACUGAAUCCUCUCCGCUGUCUCUCUUUUCCCACUGAUACCAAGCCAGCCAGAAACGGCAGUCCCCACGCUCCCUGUCACCUCCCUGGUGGCCCUCCUCAGCUCUUCAUGAGGAGGUGGUGUUUCCUGCAGGCCAAGUGGUCUCCCCAGCCUGACCAAAGCCAUGGUCCCCACCAGGACUCUGGAGC
This is a messenger RNA of Jaculus jaculus (lesser Egyptian jerboa), 1819 nucleotides long. RefSeq names its product C-C motif chemokine receptor 7 (gene Ccr7). Gene Ontology annotation, cellular component: membrane. Gene Ontology annotation, molecular function: chemokine (C-C motif) ligand 21 binding; C-C motif chemokine 19 receptor activity; chemokine (C-C motif) ligand 19 binding. NCBI's taxonomy places the organism in Eukaryota, Metazoa, Chordata, Mammalia, Rodentia, Dipodidae. Bases 51 to 1187 code for a protein of 378 amino acids. The transcript is spliced from 3 exons. The record is from RefSeq and is a predicted model, not a curated record. Gene Ontology annotation, biological process: inflammatory response; G protein-coupled receptor signaling pathway; chemotaxis.